AUGAAGAUUAUGGUGACCUUCUUCAAAAGGUCCCAUGCACACACUGCUGCACUCAGAGCCCACAACCCUUGCAGCAGGUCACCGCCGACCCACGCCUCCGCCAAGACUCCUGGGCACUCACGGGCAAGUCUUGCAAAGCAGGAAGCUGCCCCGGACGUUCUCCUGGAGCAACUGCCAACCUCCCCGCGGGACGUUUGCCUCCUGCCCAAGGAGAAACGUUCCCCCUGGAGGCUGAGGUUGCGGGCGGCCCUGGUGGCCAACAGGUCCCUGACUUACAGGCCCGGCAGGCUUGUUUCUGGCUGCGUCCAGCCCCCGCCCCGGCUCAGCGCGAUGCAGCGGGGCCUGGUGCAGGUGCAGCCGGAGGUGGUGCAGGCCCCGGGGCAGCUGCAGUCACAGGCCGAGCAAGCCGCGCCCUCCGAGAGCACCGGGCCUCUGGCGGCCGAGGCCGAGAAGGCCGGGCCCAGGCGCCCGCACCUCAGGAUCUUCCCGGUUAGCCUCCUGAAGCUCGGCGCUUUCAGCCAACAGGGAGGCGGCCAGGCCGGGGCCACGCAGCACGGCUCCAAGACGGAAGUCGGACACCGGAAAGGGAGUGUGGAGGGGCCCUGCGGCUGGGGCUGUCUGGUUUUCCCCUGGUGUCAGCGUUUUAACAACGUCCGUUGCUUCCUGAUUUUCUUCUGCAUUCUGGUCACGGCUCAAUGUGUUGUGUUUGGUCUUGUAGAUCUGAGCACCGAGAGCUUUAAGCAGGAAAAUUACUUGAACAUCGUUGAGAAUGUAUUCUUGUCAUUGACUUACGAUAUUUCAUCCUGCCUGGUGGUAGUGUUUAUCGCAUACUAUGGAGGGAAAGGAAACAUACCAAGGUGGAUUACAGUCUCCUCCUUUUUAGUAGGGUCUGCAUCACUCUUAUUUGCUUUUCCAUACUUUCGUGUGGAAGAUUCUCAAAGGAAUGUAGAAAUUGAAGAUAUUUGCCAAGCAGUGAAGACUGUCAAGCCUUGCUCGAAAGCUCCAUUAUCAUUCCGAUCAAACUACAUGACUUUCUUCAUCCUUGGGCAGAGUGUGCAGGGAAUAGCAGCCAUACCUCUUUAUGUCCUUGGAGUAACCUUUAUUUAUAACAGCGUCGCCACACACUCAGCUGGUAUUUAUCUAGGCAUUGUGGAAGCUGUAGGAAUACUCGGAUAUUCUUUGGGUUAUACUAUAGGAGCACCCCUAAUUAAGGUCUUUGUGGUAUCUGUGAAUAGUACUUCUGAGAAAAGUGUUGGAGACAGUGGUGAUAAAGAACGUUGGCGGCAGACUUGGUGGAGUUAUUUUGUUAUUAUUGCAGUUAUUGCAUGGUCUACAUUAAUACCAUUUUCAUGCUUUCCACAGAGUUUACGAGUGCCUCUGAUGGGAGAGCUGGAUCUGAAAUGUGCAAGGGUCAUGUGUUCCCCCAGGGUACACCGGCCAGCUAUCACCUUGGUGGGAGGUGGGGCUGGAGACAGCGUGGAUAGAGCCAGUCAGACUCUGAUCAAGAAUCCAAUAUUUGUGUGCCUAUCUCUGUCCAGAGCUUCAGAAUCUUUAGUUAUGAUGGGAGCAUCUGAAUUUUUGCCUGUAUAUAUAGAAAAUCAGUUUAUAUUAACACCCAGUGAGGCAACUACACUUGCAGGACUUGUUUUACUUCCAGGAGGUGCACUUGGCCAGAUUCUGGGAGGUAUCAUUAUUUCCAAGUUACACAUAUCUUCUAAAGGCCUUAUGAAAUUUGUAAUAGUUACAUCUGCUAUAUCCCUUGUACUGCUUGCGUUUGUAGUUUUUGUAUACUGUGAUCCAAUACCAUUUGCUGGGAUCACUGAAGAUUAUGGUGGAGCAGGGCAGUUGGGAAACCUGACAGCUCCGUGCAAUUCUCAUUGUAAAUGCUCAUCUGCAUUUUAUUCUGCUACAUGUGGAAGAAAUGAUAUUGCAUAUUUUUCUCCUUGCUUUGCAGGUUGUACACAGUCUAAAUCAUUCAAGGCUAGCAAGACAUACUACAAUUGUUCUUGCAUUAAAGAGGGAUUAACAACCGCAGAUGAUCAAGGUGAUUUUAUUGAUGCUACAAGUGGGACAUGUGAUUCAAAGUGUUAUAAAUUACCUUUGUUCGUUGCUUUUAUCUUUUCUACAAUUGUAUUUUCUGCUUUUGCUGAUGUACCAGGCAUCCUGACCAUCCUUCGGAUUGUGUCUGACAAACAGCGUCAUCUGGCCAUGGGUAUGACCUUUGUGAUUUUGAGAAUAUGUGGGACUAUACCUGGACCAAUAAUUUUUAAAAUAAUAAGAGAAACUUCUUGCAUCUUUCGGGAUACUGAGCGCUGUGGAAGCACUGGAAAUUGUUGGAUCUAUUACAAGACAAAAAUGGCCUACCUAUUGGUAGGAGUAUCAAAAACGGGAAAGGAAAAGACCCGCGUCAGCAUUGUCGUCAUCAGGCACAUAGGUUCAGGGAGGUCUACCACGACUGGCCAUCUGGUCUACAAGUGCGGCGGGACCGACAAGAGAACAAUGGAAAAGUUGGAGAAGGAGGCUGCCGAGGGAAGGGCUCCCAGGUAUGCCUGGGUCUUGCACAAACUGAAAGCUGCUCGUGAGCGUGGUAUCACCCUCGCUAUCUCCCUGCGGAAAUCUGAGGCCAGCAAGCGCUGUGUUACCAUCGUUGAUGCCCCCGGCAGAGACUUCAUCAAACACGUGAUUCCAGGCGCCUCCCAAGCUGACUGUGCUGUCCUGACUGUCGCUGCUGGUGCCGGGGAAUUUGAAGCUGGCAUCCCCGAGAGCGGGCAGACCCGUGAGCGUGUCCUUCUGGCUUGCACUCUGGGUGUGAAACAACUCAUUGCUGGAGUUAAAGUGGAUUCCACGCAGUCACCCUACAGCCAGAAGAGAUACGAGGAAACUGUUAAGGAAGUCAGCGCCCACAUUGAGGAAAUUGGCUACAACCCCGACAUGGUAGCAUUUGCACUAGUUUCUGGCUGGAACAGUGACAACAUCCUGGAGCCAAGUGCUAACAGGCCAUCAUGGUUCAAGGGGUGGAAAGUCCCCCGUAAGGAUGGCAGUACCCAUGGAACCAUGGCUGAAGCUCCGGAUUACAUCCUGCCACCAACUCGCCCAACAGACAGACACUUGUGCUUGCCCCUCCAGGGUGUCUAUAAAGUUGGUGGUAUCGGUACUGUCCCUGUGGGUCGCGUGGAGACUGGUGCUCUCAAACUUGGCAUGGUGGUCACCUUCGCUCCAGUCAAUGUAACAACUGGAGUGAAGUCUGCAGAAAUGCACCGUGAAGCCCUGAGUGAAGCCCUUCGGGACAACGCGGGCUUCCAUGGCAAGAACGUGUCUGUCAAAGGUGUUUGUCAUGGCAACGUGGCGGGUGACAGCAAAAACGACCCACCAAUGGAAGGCGCUGGCUUCAGGGCUCAGCUGAUUGUUUUGAACCAUCCAGGCCAGAUCAGCGCUGGAUAUGCACCUGUGCUGGAUUGUCACACAGCUCACAUUGCUUGCAAGUUUGCUGAGCUGAAGGAGAAGAUUGAUCGUCAUUCUGGGGAAAAGCUGGAAGAUGGCCCUACAUCCUUGAAAUCUGGCGAUGCUGCCAUUGUUGACAUGGCUCCUGGUGAGCCCACGUGUGUCGAGAGUGUCUCUGACUGUCCUCCCUUGGGCCGUUUUGCAGUGCGUGACAUGAGACGGACGGUCGCUGUGGGUGUCAUCAAAACUGUGGGCAAGAAGGCAGGGGUCACCAAGUCUGCCCAGAAAGCUCAGAAGGAAGGCUGA
Dama dama (fallow deer) is the source of this 3747-nucleotide messenger RNA. Its product is annotated as solute carrier organic anion transporter family member 6A1-like. Gene Ontology annotation, biological process: transmembrane transport; translational elongation; translation. Gene Ontology annotation, cellular component: membrane. Gene Ontology annotation, molecular function: GTP binding; protein binding; translation elongation factor activity. NCBI's taxonomy places the organism in Eukaryota, Metazoa, Chordata, Mammalia, Artiodactyla, Cervidae. The record is from RefSeq and is a predicted model, not a curated record.